This is a messenger RNA of Ochotona princeps (American pika), 1272 nucleotides long. RefSeq names its product glutathione peroxidase 6. The record is from RefSeq and is a predicted model, not a curated record. Gene Ontology annotation, biological process: response to oxidative stress. The transcript has 5 exons. Lineage: Eukaryota; Metazoa; Chordata; Mammalia; Lagomorpha; Ochotonidae. Bases 95 to 742 code for a protein of 215 amino acids. Gene Ontology annotation, molecular function: glutathione peroxidase activity.
CAUUGGCCACGCAACUGCAAACUGGCCCCUGCCAAGGGUUCUAAAAGGCUGAAACCUCUGGGGGCCUAAGAGUCGCCUAAAGCUAGCAGGAACCAUGACCCCACAGCUCUGGGCUGCCUGGCUUUUGUCCCUGCUCCUGGUCAGCUUUGCUCAGGAGGAACCAGAAAAGGUGAAUUGCAACCAAGGUGUGUCAGGCACCGUCUAUGAUUACAAAGCCAAAACCCUUGAUGGAGAAGAUACCCAGUUCUCCAAGUACUCUGGCAUGAACAUACUCUUUGUCAAUGUGGCCACCUACUGCGACUAUACAGUUCAGUAUCCUGAACUCAACAGUCUCCAGGAGGAACUGAAAAAUGACGUCACUGUGUUGGGCUUUCCUUGCAACCAGUUUGGGAAACAAGAACCAGGAAGGAACUCAGAAAUUCUUUCUGGAAUCCAGUAUGUGCGCCCAGGUGGUGGCUUUGUCCCCAGUUUCCAGCUCUUUGAGAAAGGGGAUGUAAAUGGAAAAAAUGAACAGCAAGUCUUUACCUUUCUCAAGAACGCUUGCCCUCCAACAUCUGAACUCUUGGGCUCACCUGAUUAUCUCUUCUGGGAUCCCAUGAAGGUCCAUGACAUCCGUUGGAACUUUGAGAAGUUCUUUGUGAACUCUAGUGGAACCCCUGUCAUGCGCUGGUCCCAUAAGAUUCCAGUCAACAAGGUCAAAGAAGACAUCAUAAGCUAUCUCGGGCAGUCCAGUGCCCAGUAGGAAGGGCAGAAGAAGCCGCCCUGCCUUGCACUCAGAACACUCUGUAACAAAAGAUCCUUUAUUCCACACUCUUUUCUAUGCAGGUUUCCAUUUGACCAAGUGAUCCCACACUACUCCAACAGCUGCUGUGCGUGUGUGGAGCUGUGAGUGGGUGUUUGUGUAUGUUUAUGUAUGUUUUAUAGACAUGUGUUUAAAGGUGAAGGAAAAGAGAACCUGGACUGUCUGGUACUGAAAUUUCAAAUUUCCUCUUUGAUUGAUCCCGAAGGAAAAUAGUAGUGUAUGGCAGAUGUUUCAAACUGCUCAUAUCUCUAAAAAAAUUAAUCCCUAGAAGUCCCUGGAAUCCAUAUUUUUCCAUCCUGAUGGUUGAAAGAAAGCAGGGUGAAACAGGAUAUUCUAGGAUAUUCUUGUAUUGCUUAAACUCUUCCUCUUCUACUUCUUUAUUCUUUAUACAUCUGUAGUUUUGAAGUAGGACUUUGACGGCAAAGCAAGAGCAGAGACUUAAUCUAUAUGAAAGGAGGGCCAUCCCCAGG